UUUAUCUAAUACGGCAUGAUUCCCACGUUUAGCACAUUAUUUUUGGCGAAGCAAGGACACUCAUGGGAUGUUGGACAACGUGUUUCAACUUCGGACACCUGAAAGCCCACUCCAAGGUGUCUUUUUACUUUACCAUGAUCCUAAUAUUCACUUACUUAUUUUACUGCCUCACUGGAUACUGCGAUUCCAUGCCGAGUCCACUGUACGUCCAUCAAAGCUUUAAAAGCAAACUUUAUUCAAUGAAAGGGAAUAAACUUCAGCCGGACGCGCACUUGAACAUCUCCAUCGUCCGCGAACUCCCCGCGUCCGACGCGAAGGACUUGGAAGAUGAGAAACUGCAAAGAGGUUUAGAUUAUAACACGUACAACAAUCUUUCUGUAUCAAACAACUUUGGGACCAAAGAAUUUCCUCAGACGAUUAUUAUCGGCGUGAAGAAGGGGGGAACGCGAGCGCUUCUGGAGUUCCUGCGCGUCCAUCCAGAUGUGAGAGCUGUGGGCGCAGAGCCGCACUUCUUCGACAGGCUCUAUGAAAAUGGUCUUCAAUGGUACAGGAACCUAAUGCCUCGAACCUUAGAAGGCCAGAUCACCAUAGAGAAGACCCCCAGCUACUUCAUCACACAUGAAGCCCCGCACCGUGUCUUUUCCAUGAGUCGUGCCACCAAACUCAUCGUGGUGGUCCGCGACCCCGUGACCCGGGCCGUAUCAGACUACACUCAGACUCUGACUAAAAACCCUGGUCUGCCAACUUUUCAGAACCUUGUCUUCAAGAACUCCAGCACUGGUCUGAUUGACACUUCCUGGAGCGCUGUUAGGAUCGGAAUCUAUGCAAAACACCUAGAGAACUGGCUCAGGUAUUUCCCGCUCUCCCAGUUUCUUUUCGUGAGCGGAGAGAAGCUCGUCACAGACCCUGCAGGAGAAAUGGGCCGGGUGCAGGACUUUUUGGGUCUUAAACGGGUGGUAACCAACAAGCACUUCUACUUCAACCAGACAAAAGGCUUCCCUUGCCUGAAAAAGCCAGAAGGGAGUAACAGACCACGAUGCUUGGGGAAAUCUAAAGGAAGACCUCAUCCACACAUACCAUCGGAGGUGCUCCAGAGACUCAGGGAAUUCUACAAACCUUUUAACCUGAAGUUCUACCAGAUGACAGGACAAGACUUUGGCUGGGACUGAAGACUUCAAGGACAUUUCAUCAUAAUACAGUGGUUUCAACACUAGAAUUGGGAUUUGUUUUGAGUGUAUUAGCAAACUUUAUUCAGAACCACAGAAAAUUAUUUAAAGGGGUCAUAUGGCAUUUUUGGAAUACGUGUUUUUUUGUGUCUUUGGUUUGUUAUCAGUUGCCCAAGCAUGUAUUAGACACUUAAAAUUCCAAAAAUUAGUUUGAGAACAAAAGAUGCGUUCUAUCUUAAAGCGAACAGACCUCCCUGAAACGCCUCCCUAAAAUUACUUUGGAACCUGAUGUUCCACAUAUGGUAUUUCCAUCAGACAAAAGUUUUUCUUGCAGUGUUCGACCAAUCACUACACACUGGUUAACUGUCCAAUCAUACCACACCCUGCUUUUCAGAGCGAUUAGCUUUGUAAAAAUCUGUGUGUUACAGAGAAGUGGGGCAAAGAGGAAAUACAAACAUGAAAGCAAACACUUCAUAUUCUUCACAGUAUACUGAAAUAUAGAUCAAACCAUAUUAAAGUUAUUAAAGUUGAUCAGUCAGUUGCAGUGAGUCUGUUUUGUCUUCGUUUUUGUUUUUUGAUGAUACUUAAAACAGAUAUAUUAAUCAUGCUGCUGUCCCUUUAAGAGCUAG
Messenger RNA from Triplophysa dalaica, 1795 nucleotides. Its product is annotated as heparan sulfate glucosamine 3-O-sulfotransferase 6. Gene Ontology annotation, molecular function: [heparan sulfate]-glucosamine 3-sulfotransferase activity. The record is from RefSeq and is a predicted model, not a curated record. The transcript is spliced from 2 exons. Bases 63 to 1169 code for a protein of 368 amino acids. Lineage: Eukaryota; Metazoa; Chordata; Actinopteri; Cypriniformes; Nemacheilidae.